This is a messenger RNA of Nomia melanderi (Alkali bee), 2975 nucleotides long. It is a transcript of the gene MFS9, whose product is annotated as major facilitator superfamily transporter 9. Gene Ontology annotation, biological process: monoatomic anion transport; transmembrane transport. Gene Ontology annotation, molecular function: transmembrane transporter activity. Gene Ontology annotation, cellular component: membrane. Lineage: Eukaryota; Metazoa; Arthropoda; Insecta; Hymenoptera; Halictidae. The record is from RefSeq and is a predicted model, not a curated record.
GAUCAAUAAUCUCGAAGCGGUCGGUUGAAAGUGUGACUCUAUCAUUUGUAUCGCCACAAUCGUUUCGCUCUCGAUCGUGAGCGCACUUCGUCAAAGCGCGAUCUGAAUAUUUCGAUCUCCAACUGUCUGCGAAUCUUUCGCUCACGACAAUGAACUAAUUCUCAUUAUCAAUUCAACCCUGUGAUUCAUUUACGUGCCGAACAUAAUGUGACCGUCGCCAGUGAUCUGUGUUUAAAUUCGAAAAUUGGAACGAGCCCGAAACCUACAGGUGGAAUGUUAAUCACAACUGAAAAACGGAUAUCGAUUUGAAGAUUCUCAUCCUCCAAAUUAUCAAUAAUGUCAUGUUUAACACUAAACAUAUCGGCACUAUUCCUACCGUAACCAGUCAAAUAGUUGACUACAAAAUAAAAGUAAAGAACUUAUUAAGAAUAAAGUUAAAUGAACGAAAGACAAUGCAGAAUUUCAAAUUCAAUCACUUGACCGGUUCCCGGUACGAAAGUAGUGAAGCGCAGGCAACAGCUACUCCUGCAAAAUCACGGUACGUCCGUCGUUCAAUACUUGGAUGAGCGAAAUUCCAUCGAAACGGAAGGCGAUCGAAGGUAAUCCUGGACGAACAUCGACCAGCGAACAGCGAGAAACGUUCGAGAAAAAGUUAUAGCUUCUUGACCGCCGCUAUCUUUUGAUUUAUGCGCAGCAUUGCGGCAGGAAAGAGUUGUCGCGGUACCUGCGCCGAGAAUGUCGCGCGAAUAUGUUGAUAAGCUAUCCAUGGAUACGAGUGUACUUGAAAAACUGAUAGUGCAUUCGGACGAGGUAUUUAGACGGUACCAGAGAGUACGAACGAGAAUAUUUUGAUCGGAACGUGAGAAUUGACCUGAAAUAAGCAUUGCCUCUACGAUUGCCUCGCAUUACAGUAAUGUGGCCACGCUGGCUGCGAGCAUCGCCGGCAAUCUGUGUCGCUGGCUACGAAAAGGAAAGGAAAAACGAGUUUGAAGCUGUGGCUUAGUGAAAUACCACUUGACUUACUUUGUAGUGUUAUAGUUGCAUGAAGAAUGGUUUGAUCUUGUCGAGCUUUGUUUGGACAUAAUGUUUAGCAGUCGAUGGGUGAUUUUCAAGAAAUAAUCGUAAAAGACACAAUGGAGAGAAAGAAGUCCUCGGCCGAGACUGCCAAGGAUACCGAAUACGGAACUGUCAAAUACGAAGAUGAACUGGUAUCGUCAUGGAAAUUUUGGAAAAAAAGAAGAUACGUGGUUGCAAUAUUGGCGUUUUUCGGAUUCUUCACGUCGUACAUUCUUCGCGUCAAUUUAAGCGUGGCUAUUGUCGCGAUGACUGCGGAUAUUGAAAAAGUCGAUGACAACGGAAAUACUUAUACCGAAAAAGAAUUCAACUGGGAUUCGAAAACGCAAGGACUGGUUCUUAGUUCCUUCUUCUAUGGAUAUUUGAGCACACAAUUACUCGGAGGAUGGCUUGGAGCCCGUAUUGGUGGAAAAAGGGUGUUCGGUCUUGGAAUCGCAGCCACAGCUUUUUUUACAAUCAUCACACCGCCACUGGUCAAAAUAAGCGUUUAUAUUUUCAUUGCUUUAAGGAUAAUCGAAGGAAUUUGUGAGGGUGUUACGUAUCCUUGCAUACACGCAAUAUGGUCGCAAUGGGCACCUCCCUUGGAAAGAUCGAAAUUAGCAACCCUCGCGUUUUCUGGAAGUUUCCUUGGAACUGUUUUCGCUAUGCCUGUUGCUGGUAUAAUGGCUGAAUACCUUGGCUGGGAGUCCAUUUUUUAUGUCUUCGGAGCAGCAGGCCUUGUGUGGUUCUUCCUAUGGUGGAUAAUCGUAAAAGAUAAACCGGAGGACGAUCCAUAUAUAUCUGAAGCGGAACUUGAAUACAUCAAAACUAGUCUUGGACAUACUAAAACGGACGAGAAAAUUACUCAUCCGUGGAAGGCAAUGUUAACAUCUCCACCAGUGUGGGCUAUCAUUGCAGCACAUUUUAGUGAAAACUGGGGUUUCUACACCAUGCUCACUCAACUUCCAACAUUUAUGAAUGACGUUCUCGAUUUCAAAUUGGAUAAGACUGGAUACUUAUCCGCCCUACCAUAUCUUGCUAUGACUAUUGUUGUACAAUUUUCUGGACACUUAGCAGAUCACUUGAGGGCGAAGAAAAUUUUGACAACCACGCAGGUUCGCAAAUUAUUUAAUUGCGGAGCUUUCAUAUUUCAAACAAUAUUUAUGACGUGUACUGCUUUCAUUUUUACUCCAACAGGAGUGGUUUUUUGUAUUACCAUAGCAGUUGGUCUUGGCGGUUUCGCAUGGUCCGGUUUCGGAGUAAAUCAUUUAGAUAUUGCUCCUAAACAUGCAAGUGUACUUAUGGGAAUAGGAAACACUAUUGCUACUUUACCUGGUGUUGUUAGUCCUAUUAUUACUGGAUAUAUCGUGCAAAAUAAAAGUCCUGGAGAGUGGCGCAUAGUCUUCAUUAUUGCUGGUACAGUUUAUUUACUGGGAGCACUUAUAUAUGGUUUAUAUGCAUCUGGUGAAAAACAGAGUUGGGCAGAUGAAGAAGAAAAAACAGAAAAGAAGCUAAAACGAUCUUAUGAAAAUCCUGCCAUGGAAGUAGAUAACUUAUAGUUUACAAAAAAAUAAAUUUACUGAAUGACUAAUUCCAGAAACAUGUUGCUCUCAAUUUCAUAUAUAAUAUAUAUGAAUAUAUAUACAUAAAUAUGUAUACACGAGCAAUAGGUUGUUACAUAUUUUUCAAUUUAUCAAUAUUUGUUGCAUAAAUUAUAUAAUUUUAUAGAACAUUCUCUAAACAGUAUUUAAAAAAUAGGUUUUAUGACUAUAAAUCAAUAAUUGAUUUUUUGCUAUGACUGUAUAUUGCAUUUAACAUGUAAGUAAAAUAUAUUAGAAUAUUUUUCUAACUUCAUACUUACAUAACAAUUAACAGGAAAAAUUGAAUUACAACAGAAUCAACAUAUUUUUUGAAAACCUUUA